AUGGAGAACCAAACUCAAGAACUUAACGAUAUUUACGCUGAAAUUCUCCUUCCCAAUAGCAUCUUAGUGAUCUUUGGAACAGUCUUUGGAAUUCUGGGAAAUAUCGUUAUUUUAUACGCCUAUGCGUUGGGUGUACAGGACGAUGCGGGGGAGCGAUACUUCAUUCCGAUUCUAGCUUUUAUAGACACAAUCGGAUGUAUUACGAGCAUUGUGUAUUACCUCUUAGACAACUACUUCCUGUUUGUUUUCCCCAGCGACUCUCUUUGCCGCGUGUUGAGUUUUCUUAUGUGUUUCACUUCCGGUUUUUCCGGAAACACUUUGUUAGUGAUUGCCCUUCAGCGGUACCUCCUGAUCUGUCGACCUCUUGGACGUCAGUUGUCAUCCACCAGUAGACGACUGGCCGUUUUUAUUUUACUCCUGGUUACUUUUAUCUAUUCUUCUCCUUUAUUUGCCACCAGCGGAAUUCGUACAUCGACAAAGGUGUUUUUAAAUCAAAAUGUCACCGGAAAUACCUGCGUCUUAUCCGUACAAGGAGGAGGCGCAACAAUGGCCUACUUUCUUCUCCUCUUGGUCAUAAUUAUCGUCAAUAUCUCUGUUGUGGCAGCUUUCUAUAUACCUGUCACAAAAACUAUUUAUCAUCACCUAAAAAUGAAAAACAGAAGGAGGAGUUAUGUUCAUAAUUUCAGAAUGUCUAUAGCUGUAAUAUCAAAUAACCGGGAUUCUACCGACACCAAUGCCAUUUGUACAGCUACAAGAACACAUAGGACAAUAUCCACUGAAUCGGCUCCGCAGGCAAAAACCCGGAUAAAUAUAAUGUUCCUGGCGAUUAUAACGGUGUACAUAUUCUCCUAUGUACCGUCAUUUGCCAUAUUACUUAUUACCUACACGAUUGAGGGCUUCGACUACUUACAGCUAUCACCUCUUGGCAUCAACGCCUGGAUAUUUUCGGCACGGUUGAUAGUGCUGAACCAUAUCGUCAAUCCAUUCAUAUAUGGAUACUUUGACGGAAAACUAAAAUCUAAAUUGAAGUCAUUAUUUUUUCGUAAAUAA
Saccostrea cuccullata (small rock oyster) is the source of this 1050-nucleotide messenger RNA. Its product is annotated as neuropeptide Y receptor type 4-like. The transcript has a single exon. Lineage: Eukaryota; Metazoa; Mollusca; Bivalvia; Ostreida; Ostreidae. Gene Ontology annotation, biological process: G protein-coupled receptor signaling pathway. The coding region runs from base 1 to 1050 and encodes 349 amino acids. Gene Ontology annotation, cellular component: plasma membrane. Gene Ontology annotation, molecular function: G protein-coupled receptor activity. The record is from RefSeq and is a predicted model, not a curated record.